Messenger RNA from Neofelis nebulosa (Clouded leopard), 3466 nucleotides. It is a transcript of the gene CARS1, whose product is annotated as cysteinyl-tRNA synthetase 1. The record is from RefSeq and is a predicted model, not a curated record. Lineage: Eukaryota; Metazoa; Chordata; Mammalia; Carnivora; Felidae. The transcript is spliced from 18 exons. Gene Ontology annotation, cellular component: cytoplasm. Gene Ontology annotation, molecular function: ATP binding; cysteine-tRNA ligase activity. Gene Ontology annotation, biological process: cysteinyl-tRNA aminoacylation. Bases 192 to 2216 code for a protein of 674 amino acids.
CUCCCGCCUACAGGUCCAUCCUGAGCAUUAGUGACGAGGCAGCCAGGGUGCAGGCCCUGAACGAGCACCUCAGCACGCGUAGCUAUGUCCAGGGGUACUCACUGUCCCAGGCAGACGUGGACGUGUUCAGGCAGCUCUCGGCCCCUCCCGCCGACACGCGCCUCUUCCACGUGGCUCGGUGGUUCAGGCACAUGGAAGCGAUCCUGGGUGGCGCCUGCGGCAGAGGCGAGCCCUGUGGGCGCCAAGCAAGUAAAGGUCGGCGGGGGCAGCCUCAGUGGUCUCCUCCAGCGGGGUCUCCGCCGUGCAAGCUCCGCCUUUACAACAGCCUCACCCGGAACAAGGACGUGUUUAUACCUCAAAACGGGAAGAAGGUGACGUGGUACUGCUGCGGGCCUACUGUCUACGACGCGUCUCACAUGGGGCACGCCAGGUCCUACAUUUCCUUCGACAUCCUGAGGAGAGUGCUGCGGGACUACUUCGGGUUCGACGUGUUCUACUGCAUGAACAUCACGGACAUCGACGACAAGAUCAUCAAGAGGGCCCGGCAGAACUACUUGUUUGAGCAGUACCGGGGGAAGCAGCCGCGGGCGGCCCAGCUCCUGGAGGAUGUUCAUGCCGCCCUGAAGCCGUUUUCAGUCAAGUUAAACGAGACCACGGACCCGGACAGAAAGCAAAUGCUGGAGCGCAUUCAGCGCGCAGUGGAGCUGGCCGCAGAGCCCCUGGAGAGAGCCGUGCGGGGCGGCCUCCCGGCAGAGGAGGCCGCCCGCUGCGCAGAGGUGUUGUUGGAAGAAGCAAAAGAUUUGCUCUCUGACUGGCUGGACGCCACACUGGGCAGCGACGUUACGGACAAUUCUAUUUUCUCCAAACUGCCCAAGUUCUGGGAAGAAGAAUUCCACAGAGACAUGGAAACCCUGAACGUUCUCCCUCCGGACGUCCUGACCCGGGUGAGUGAAUAUGUGCCGGAGAUCGUGAACUUUGUCCAGAAGAUCGUGGACAACGGCUACGGCUACGUUUCCAAUGGGUCCGUCUACUUUGACACCGUGAAGUUCGCUUCCAGCGAGAGACACUCCUACGGGAAGCUGGUGCCCGAGGCCGUUGGGGACCAGAAAGCCCUGCAGGAAGGAGAAGGUGACCUGAGCGUCUCGGCAGACCGCCUGAGUGAGAAGCGGUCCCCCAAUGACUUCGCUCUGUGGAAAGCCUCCAAGCCCGGCGAGCCGUCCUGGCCGUGCCCGUGGGGAAAGGGGCGUCCGGGAUGGCACAUCGAGUGCUCGGCCAUGGCAAGCGCUCUCCUGGGAGCCUCGAUGGACAUUCACGGAGGGGGCUUCGACCUCCGGUUCCCCCACCACGACAACGAGCUGGCCCAGUCAGAGGCCUACUUCGACAACGACUGCUGGGUCCGCUAUUUCCUCCACACGGGCCACCUGACCAUCGCGGGCUGCAAGAUGUCCAAAUCGCUCAAGAACUUCAUCACCAUCAAAGACGCCUUGCAGAAGCACUCAGCACGGCAGCUGCGGCUGGCCUUCCUCAUGCACUCGUGGAAGGACACGCUGGACUACUCGAGCAACACCAUGGAGUCCGCGCUUCAGUACGAGAAGUUCAUGAACGAGUUUUUCUUAAAUGUGAAAGACAUCCUCCGAGCCCCUGUUGACAUAACCGGUCGGUUUGAAAAGUGGGAAGACGAAGAGUCGGAGCUGAACAAGAGCUUUUACGACAAGAAGACAGCGGUGCACGAGGCCCUCUGUGACAACGUCGACACGCGCACGGUCCUGGAAGAGAUGCGGGCUCUGGUCGGCCAGUGCAACCUCUACAUGGCGGCCCGGAAGGCCGCGAGGAGGAAGCCCAACCGGGCUCUGCUGGGAAGCAUCGCUCGGUACCUCACCCACAUGCUCAAGGUCUUUGGGGCCAUAGAAGAGGAAAGCUCCCUGGGAUUCCCGGUCAGAGGACCUGGGAGCAGCCUAAAUCUCGAGUCCACGGUCAUGCCCUACCUGCAGGUGUUGUCGGACUUCCGAGAAGGCGUGCGGAAGAUCGCCCGAGAGCAGAAAGGUGCGGGCUGGGCCAGCCCGGGACUUGGUGGGCGCGGCGGCUGGGCCAGGCGGCCUUCUGGGAGCGUGAGCCGAUCCGGUCUGGGACCUGGCUGUGAACGACAGAGUGUCCCGGCGCCACCAGACCCUGUGAGCUCUCAGGGAUGGCGGCACGUGCCCGCUUCACGGACGUGAACGUCGGCCCCGCCUGGCAGGCGGCUGGUCCCAGGUACCGGCCGACCUGCGGGGCUGUCACUGCGGCUGAAUGUCCUUCAUGGAGGUCAGGUCCUCACGGCGGAGCUCCUGAGCGAGGUGCUCUUCUCCCCCAAGGCAGACGGACUGUUUCUCCCUGCCGCCUCAUCCCCGGCACUGAGCCUCCUGGAACAGGGCCUCUCUGGCCGCCGGGCUCGCCCUGCGACCACUGCCGCAGAGCCGUAAAGGCCGCCGUCCCCGGCCUGGAGGGAGCGAGCCUGUGGUCAUUGGCUCUGCCUCUGGGACUCGCAGAGACUGACACGGAGGUUUGAGAACAUCUGAACCCGCAGGGACUGUCCACUGAGGUCUGAAGGCCACGUCGGUGGCCGCCUCACCCCUGCCCACUCCGUCUGCUGGGUCGGGGUGUGUGUGCUCUUUCUUCGGGGCGUCACUUCAAAGCCAGUGGGACGGCGGGCUCUGUACCUCCUCCUGGACUUCCCGGGCCCUCUGCUCACUCUGGCCCACGCCUGGGGGUGGGCUGAGGCCUGGCCGGGAGCGGCGUGCCCGCAGUGGAGCUGGUGCUCGAGGCAGGGUCACCCGCACCUGUGCCUGUCCCCCAGGCCUCUGGCCCUCCCGCACCCCUCGGCUGGGCCUCCCGCAUCGCUGAGAAUGCCGGCAGCUCUGGGGUCCGCCCCAACCUCCAGACCCGUUUCCGGCUCUUGGCUGGUGGGGGCUUGGAAUCUUGCGGAGUCCCGAGGACGUGUGGAGGGCGGGGGAGCGUGUGGACGGGAACACGUUUCACCACGAGAACGAGGGGGAAAUGGGGGAGCUGGGGGAGCCUAGACUCGUCACCGCUGGGCCUGCCCUGGGCCUGACUGCGAUGUGAAGAGUGCAAGGAGCCUUUGCAGGACGUGCGGGUGGCCUUGGGUCCCUGGGUCCUGGAGUGUGGAAUAUGGGGCCGGGCUGCAGGGGCUCAGCACUCCCGGAUGCCUUCCCAGUUGGCCAGGUGCUUGGGGUGGUUUAUUUUUUUUCUUGUGUUUUGUUUUGUUUUGUUUUAAUAUUUAAGAGAGAGAGAGAGUGAGAGAAUGAGCGAGCAGGGGAGGGGCAGGGAGAGGGAGACACAGAAUCAGAAGCAGGCUCCGGGGUCCGAGCUGUCAGCACAGAUCCUGACGCGGGGCUCGAACCCACGAACCGUGAGAUCCUGACCUGGGCUGAAGUCAGACGCUUAACUGACUGAGCCCCCCCCCCCCCCC